GUCAUGAGAACCAUCACCUCUGUCAGAUUCUCAGUGCUUGGUAUGUCAUUAUUACUGAGGCUAAUGGAUACUUCCUUGGCUACCAACAUCACUGGAUAUUUGGGAAGCAACAUUUCAGUCCCCUGCAGUUAUCCUGAAAGGUAUGAGAAUAACAGCAAGUAUUUUUGUUGGAUGAACGACUUCCUUGCUCAGAGAGAUUCUGUGGACUGUGUUUACACCACCCGACAAGACGCAUGGUCUGGACGAGGAAGAAUAGCUCUUCUGGACAACACCACGACUCAUGUUCUUACUGCAUUCAUCUAUAGUCUGAUCCUAGAAGAUGCUGGGAAGUACUGGUUUGGUGUAGAUGUCAGUCUGAGACCUGAUUUUAACUCAGAAUUCCAGUUAACAAUCACCAAUGGAAAUCCACAAAUACCAAACACUCAACGAAACCAGGAAGAGCACGGAGAGACUUAUUCAAGGUUCAUGAUGAUGGUGGCGUUGAUGUGUGUUUGCGCACUGUUUUGUGUGGGUUUGUUUGGCCUGUUUCAAGUGUUGAAACACUACAGCCACAAUAUUUCAGUUUCUGCUCCUAACCGCACCAGGGCAAUAUCAGACUUAAAACAGGAUGACCGCCAGAGAAUCAAACAUCCUGUCCUUCCAGACUCACCCACAGCUGACAUUGCUGAAGGUUCUGCUGCAGGGGAGUUUCACAGACCCAUUAGCACGGAUUACACAAACACAGAAGCAGCUGACAUGACAGUGCCUGAUAGAGAUUCCUAUUACAUAGAUGUCGUCCCAGCACAAACAGACAGUUCAAGUCUAGGGCAAAUUUACACAGAACUGGACGUCAAUAGACAGAGCCAUGUGUAUCAGUGUCUAACUGAUCAUUUAGUUCUCGAGUCCUUCUAUCACAGUAUUGAUGGUACGGACCAGAACUAAAUAAAUAAAUUCUAGUUUCCUCCUACAGCUACGGCACUCAAAAGGUGUUGAGUUUUUGUUUAAAUGAAUAUAUAUAUAUAUAUAUAUAUGCAAAUAUAUUCAUUGACAUUUACAGUAUGUGUAGACUAUUAUGUGUAGAUAAACUGUUGGUUUGUCUGUGUACAAGCUUAGUUUAGUGGAAAAAGUAAUGGUAUAGUCGCUAGUGCAAUAUAUGAAGUAUUUCUACAGCGUAAUUAAAAUAAAUAACAUGUUAAAACCAGUGAAACGUGACUAAACCAUAGUUAGAUAUUCAAAGUGUACCUACGAAAAAGAUGCAAAUAAUAGCCCAAGUCUACCUCAGAUAGAUUCAUGAAUUCAAUUGCAAGAUGCAGUGCUUUUGACUCUAGGCCAGUGAAAAGCUUAUUCAGUGAUCUAGAAAUAAAUCACACAAUACAUUUGAUUUCUAAAGCCACUUUUUGUAUGAUCUAAUCAGUGAUUUACUCGC
Molecule: messenger RNA, 1405 nt
Organism: Myxocyprinus asiaticus (Chinese sucker)
Lineage: Eukaryota; Metazoa; Chordata; Actinopteri; Cypriniformes; Catostomidae
Product: CMRF35-like molecule 8
Exons: 6
Coding region: 4-921 (305 amino acids)
Source: RefSeq, a predicted model, not a curated record